GGUAUGGCCGUAAAUGCGACCGCCGGAAGCUUUCCAACUCCAGGGCUGGAAGAAACACUCACACACCCCUGGCUGAGCACCAUCUCCCAGCACAUCUCAGCAACGGUUCUUGUCAGCAUCGUGCUUACUAUCGUCCUUACUCGUCUUUUCACACAGUUCACCGCACCAAGAUCCAUCUCCACCAACAAUGGCGACCCAAAAGCGGUUCCGCAAGUGCCGUACUGGAUCCCUCUGCUCGGCCAUCUCCCCGACAUGGUCAUCUCUGCGACCUCAUUCGUCUCAAACUUGAGGGACACAUACACCGAAGGAGCGUUCGCCUUGAACUUCGGCGGCACGGCCCAUAAUGUGUUCUACACGCCUGGACUUGCGACUGCUCUGAUGAACCAAAAGACCAGCAUCUGUAACGCCGAAGAUGUCAGCCGCAAAUUGAUGCAGACCGUUUUUGGUUAUCCCGUGAACGAGCUCGACAAGUACGACGCUGCCCUUUCCGAGAUUCUGGGUGCCUACAAAUUCCUACUGUCGGAACCGCAUCUGGGCGAAAUGGUCGAUAAAACCGCAAGAUUGACGAAAGGGAACAUCUCGAAUCUUGUCACAUUCAUGGACUCGCCUGUGGAUCAGAUGCCUUGGGAGAAAGUCUCGAACAUUCGCGUUCUCGAAGGUCAAGAGACACCUACUGUUGAAGCCGAUCUCCUUCAGCUCGUGCGAGACUUCUGUGCGCAUACCGCAAACCCCAGUCUCAUGGGUUCAGACUUUCUUCACCAGUUUCCCGACUUCUUCAGUGGUAUCUGGACCAUGGAUCGCGGCUUUCUCCUCCUCGCCACUGGCCUGCCACGUUGGUUUCCCAUCCCUGACCUCACUCGUGCUCACAUCGCCCGAAGACAGAAUCUUGCAGCACUGGAUACCUUCCACGAGAACCUGAAGAAGCAUCACGAUGGAAAAGAUGUUGACUCUAAAUGGUCGAGCAUGGACGACAUCGGCGCAUUGCUCAAAGCCCGCAUCGAAAUUUACGAAAAGUACAACUUCUCGAUUCGAGCCCGUGCUUCCGCGGAACAUGCUCUCAUGUGGGCAUCCAACGCCAACUCGAACGCCCUGGUGUUCUGGAUGAUUACUCGUAUCUACGCCGACCGUGCUUUGCUCGCCAUGUUACGUGAAGAAAUCGCACCACAUGUGAAAAUAGCUCUUCCCGAGAAAACUGGUCUGCCCAUCUCCGAAGUACCGAGAAUCGAUGCUAUUGACGUCGACUCCCUGUGUUCAAAGUGCCCACUGCUGAAGAGCUGCUACAUCGAGUGUCUCCGUCUUGAUUCGGCUAGCUGGAGUAUGAAAGUGGUGCAAAAGGAUUUUGUUCUGCAGAGCCGUGAAAAGGACGGACAGUCGUGGAAGUUGAGGAAAGGCGAAUGUGCACAUGCGGCGCACGAUUUGCACAACACGGAUCCGAAAUACUUCGAGCGACCGGAGGUCUUUAAGCCAGAUCGACAUGUCAAGACAGAGGAGAGUGGAGAGCGGGUGGCGGAUAUGGGGUCUAUUCGGCCGUAUGGUGGCGGCGUGAGUAUGUGCAAAGGGCGUGCAUUCGCGCUCAAAGAGUCGCUGCUCUUCGCAGCGGCCAUCAUCUCGAUGUGGGAAUUCGAGCCGGCAGAUGGCAAGAAGUGGAAGAUACCCGGACACCGCAAGGCGACGUCAGUGUAUGGCACAAACGACGGUACCCGUGUCUUGGUCAGACGGAGGCAAUUCCCGACGACAGCUCCGUAG
This is a messenger RNA of Zymoseptoria tritici IPO323, 1746 nucleotides long. RefSeq names its product putative P450 monooxygenase (gene CYP-35). The record is from RefSeq and is a predicted model, not a curated record. Bases 4 to 1746 code for a protein of 580 amino acids. The transcript is spliced from 2 exons. Gene Ontology annotation, molecular function: oxidoreductase activity, acting on paired donors, with incorporation or reduction of molecular oxygen; iron ion binding; monooxygenase activity. NCBI's taxonomy places the organism in Eukaryota, Fungi, Ascomycota, Dothideomycetes, Mycosphaerellales, Mycosphaerellaceae.